Messenger RNA from Pieris brassicae (large cabbage white), 1200 nucleotides. It is a transcript of the gene RfC3, whose product is annotated as replication factor C subunit 5. Gene Ontology annotation, cellular component: DNA replication factor C complex; nucleus. NCBI's taxonomy places the organism in Eukaryota, Metazoa, Arthropoda, Insecta, Lepidoptera, Pieridae. The record is from RefSeq and is a predicted model, not a curated record. Gene Ontology annotation, molecular function: DNA binding; DNA clamp loader activity; ATP hydrolysis activity. The transcript has 8 exons. Gene Ontology annotation, biological process: DNA-templated DNA replication; DNA repair. Bases 100 to 1101 code for a protein of 333 amino acids.
UUUGUUUCACUGACAGUUAAAAACUAAGAAAUUUACACGUUUAUUUAUUAUCGUAUAACUAUCAUUUUCCUUAAGGAAUAGGAAAUCUUAAUAAAAAUCAUGACUGUUGGACAGACGGCAAUAAAUUUACCAUGGGUAGAAAAGUAUCGACCAUCAAGAUUAGACGAUUUGGUUUCGCAUGAUGAUAUUGUAAAAACUAUUAAUCAGUUUAUGAAAGAAAACCAACUACCUCAUUUAUUGUUCUAUGGCCCUCCAGGCACAGGAAAGACAUCUACAAUAUUAGCUUGUGCAAAACAGAUGUACACACCCCAACAAUUUAAUUCAAUGGUUUUAGAAUUAAAUGCUUCUGAUGAUCGAGGUAUUGGAAUAGUAAGAGGUCAAAUAUUAAGCUUUGCUUCAACAAGAACAAUCUUUAAAGCAGGACCCAAGCUUAUAAUUCUUGACGAAGCUGAUGCCAUGACCAAUGAUGCUCAAAAUGCUUUGAGAAGAAUUAUCGAGAAGUACACGGAAAAUGUGAGAUUUUGCAUAAUUUGCAAUUACUUGGGUAAAAUAAUACCAGCGCUACAGUCGCGAUGCACACGUUUUCGUUUCGCACCUCUCCAGCAGAAUCAGAUAGUCCCUCGAUUACAGGAAAUUGUUGAAAAAGAGGGGGUAAAAAUUUCAGAGGACGGCAUAAAGGCGUUAUUGACACUCUCAGGUGGGGAUAUGCGAAAAGUACUAAACACAUUACAAAGCACUUGGCUAGCGUAUCGUGACGUCACGGAGGAUAAUGUCUACACUUGUGUUGGUCAUCCUCUCCGUUCGGACAUAAAUAGCAUACUGAAUUGGCUACUUAAUGAGAAUGAUUUCGCUACCUCAUUUCAACAUAUCCAGGAUUUGAAAAUAGCUAAAGGUUUAGCGCUGGGCGAUAUAUUAACGGAGAUACACACCAUAAUUACAAGAUUAAAACUACCCCCGGAGCUGUUCAUAUCCUUGUUAAUAAAGAUGGCAGACUCGGAAGCCCGUCUUGCGAGCGGGUGUAGUGAGCGAAUAGAACUGGCAGCUCUUAUCGCUGCUUUUGCGCAGGCCAGAGAACAAGUCAAUAUAAACGACUUACUCUAAACAGGGCCACAAACAGACCCAAGGUUGAGAAGUGAAGGAUCGAGAAUCAGUCGCUGUGUUAAUAUUAAGAUUUGCAUUAAAAUUAGUUUUUUGAUAAUA